AUGGCAGACAAAACAACUCUCCUACUUUUUACAAAAGACCAAGAAGAAAACGCUGAAAAGCUACGGACAGUUUUAGAAAGCGAGGGUGAAGUAUUUGUACUAGAUCUUGCUGAUAUUGCUAUUCGUGGACUCUCGCUUAAAGACGAAAUCCGCACAGGUUGUGACUGCACUGUUUUGAUUUGCUCUUCUGAAGCGACGCGGCUUAUUAACGAGGAAGAAUCCUACGUUUUUGUUACAAAAGGCGGACAGGAAGUAAACUUCGAUGGGAAAGUGAUUAGCAAUGUUCUCAAGGAAGACGAUGGAAAAUUACGUCGUAAAAUAAUUCCGGUAUCUUUUGUAGAGCUCCCUUCGGUUUUACACGGAGCGGGUACAAGGCGUAAGGAUCGACAAAGUGCGAUUUCAUUUGAAAUAAACCAAGGAGAGGUCACAGAAGUAAUGUUGGAAGGUGAUAUCUUACAAUCAUUGAUUGAUGCUAUUAAGACGGUCUAUAAAUGA
Molecule: messenger RNA, 495 nt
Organism: Pocillopora meandrina
Lineage: Eukaryota; Metazoa; Cnidaria; Anthozoa; Scleractinia; Pocilloporidae
Source: the annotation of a GenBank genome assembly